Ornithorhynchus anatinus (platypus) is the source of this 939-nucleotide messenger RNA. Its product is annotated as C-type lectin domain family 2 member L-like. The record is from RefSeq and is a predicted model, not a curated record. The coding region runs from base 51 to 587 and encodes 178 amino acids. The transcript is spliced from 5 exons. NCBI's taxonomy places the organism in Eukaryota, Metazoa, Chordata, Mammalia, Monotremata, Ornithorhynchidae.
GUGUUGGUCAUGUUCUACAGAGAUCCAGAGAUCCAGAAAAGAGCUAGAUAAUGUGGAUGGCAAAGAAGCAGCGGCUACUGAGGCAAUUACCUCGUCAACUGCCUGCUGAGGAUACCGUUACAUUUCGGCGACGGCCUGCUAUUUUGGUGGGAGCUGCAGUGAUUGUCAUAUUUGCGGUGUUGAUAAUUGCUCUAGCUGCUACAGCUGCUAAGACCUGUCCCAAGAUUGGCGAAACCUGUCCAGAGGACUGGCUGCAGCUCCGAAAGAAGUGCUACUUCUCUUCUAGUGAACAUGAAAGCAAGAGAAAUUGGAGUGACAGCCAGGAAUACUGCAGAUCCCAAGGGGGUGAUCUGGUUGUCAUCGAAAACAAACAGGAGCUGGUAUUCAUUCAACAAUUCAAGAACUUCUGGAUUGGUCUCCACAGGACAAAUGAAGGAUUCUUUUGGGUGACUGGAGCCCCACUGAACCAGAGCCUGUUCCAAGUAACCGACCCGGGGAUCUGUGUUUACAUUUCCAGCACAAAGAUUGCAACAGAUGCUUGCUCCACAUCCAAGUCUUUUGUCUGUAGCAAAAGUCUGUCUGGGUGAUGUGGAGCUAGGGAAGUGCCCAGUCCUGACCCAGUAACAACAGUUUAUAAUUUAUAAUUUCAGUUUUAUGAAAAAGAGUUUUUAAAAUUAUUUUUAGGCAAUUGUUCUCUAUAAUUGUUCAUUCUUUUCUACCAUUUCUAAUUGUUAUUGACUGAGCUUUGAAAUACAGCUUGUGGAGAGUUACAGGGGAAAAGGACUAGAAAAAAACUUCUGCUCUUGCAUUCACAAUCAUCCUAUCAACAUUGCAAAGCACUAGAGAAGCAUUAGAGAAGUAGGAUGGCCUAAUGAAUAGAGCAUGGGCCUGGGAGUCAGAAGGACCUGCAUUCUAAUUCCUACUCUGUCAUGUGUUUAU